This is a messenger RNA of Ochotona curzoniae (black-lipped pika), 1434 nucleotides long. RefSeq names its product alanine and arginine rich domain containing protein (gene AARD). Bases 60 to 551 code for a protein of 163 amino acids. The record is from RefSeq and is a predicted model, not a curated record. Lineage: Eukaryota; Metazoa; Chordata; Mammalia; Lagomorpha; Ochotonidae. The transcript is spliced from 2 exons.
AGUCACAAACAGUUCGCAGGCGAAAGCUCUGCAGACGGGACCCCGCAGGAGUUUCCACCAUGCGCCCGGAGGACGACAGCGGCUGCAAAGAGGACAUUUCGCGAGUAUGCCCGGAAGAACCAGGCAGAGCUGGGCUUUGGUACCCAGCCCCUGGUCCCGUGCGCGGCUUCCCGAGGGGCAGCAGGAGCCGGGACCUGCAGGAGCAGAACCGCUCCGCCAGCCUGCGCCUGGAGGACCUCCGACGGCGGCUGCUGCGCGCCUUCCAGCGCGCGGUGCCACGCGAGAGCCUCCGGCGCGCCCGGGAGGAGGCGGAGGCGGCGGCGCGCGAGGAGCAGAGCCGGGAGCGCGUGGAGGGCGCCCUGGCCGGGCUGCGAGCCGAGCUGCUGGAGAUGCGUUUCCAAAACCGUCAGCUGGCCAGAACUUUACUGGAUUUGAACAUGAAAAUGCAACAGUUGAAAAAGGAAUAUGAAUUGGAAGUUGGAGGGAAGUCUCGAAGGCUGGAAGAUAAUGCUGUGGAUCCUGAAAAUGGCAAUGCACGUUUAGAUGUCUGAACCUCAGGCUCAUGCAGACCACGCUGAACUGUUCUGGCUCUAACUUUAUGCAUAUACUUUGUAUGAGAUUCGAGGAAUCAUUUUUAAACCAAAUGCUAAAAUGCCAGGGAAAAGUGAUAGGGAAGAAUGGUGGGACAAAAUGAUGUCAACAAAUUUUAUGGCUAUUUAUUCAUUAUUUUGGCCGGAGCAUAACAAUUUAAAAACCAAACGUGGAUGAGUGCCUUAAUGUUAACUUCUAGCAUUCCAUGUUGUGUUACCACACUUUUCUAGCAAUGCCUGAAUUUUUCAGAAUCUGUACCUGUUUUCAUUUGGCUUGAUGAUUUCAUCUUGGCCCGACAGCCUGUUUUCCUUCCUUGACUUCAUAGAAAUGACUUCUACCUGCUCUUCAGGGGGCUCUGCCAUUUAGGAUACCUCUGUCUUCCUAGAUACGGUCCUAUGACCCCUGCAGGCAGAUCCGUGUCCUUGGGACCAUCUGUACUGGUGCACUGGGACUAGAUAAGUAAUCCCUGAGCAUAGAGACUGUGGAGCGAGGGGCCUGGAAACUGCUGGCGGCUCCAGGUGAGAAACCCAAGCCCUAGUAAAAGGUGUUGAAACCGAACUGCUGAGGGUAGGACAGCGAGGUGCUGGCAUUCCUUGAUCCUGGGGUCAAGCAUUGACAACCCCACGCCUGACUGUUGUUUAGAUGCACAAAAUAUUCUUGUACUUUUCUCCUAAAAACUUACCUUUGCUAACUUAAUUCAAGUUGGAGUUUCAUGACUUAUCACCAAAAGUUUCCUAACCAUUUCUUUGUUGACUGAAGUUAAAUUGAUUCUUGCUGUUGAAUUAACAAAAGCCUGAAAAUGUUGUCUUUUAAUGAAGAAAAUAAAACGGAUAAGAUAAUACA